AUGGAGCCGGCGCACAAGGAGGCCGAGCGGGCGGCGGCGCCCCGGGCGGCGGGCAGCGGGGUGGUGGUGCAGGUCCGCGAGAAGAAGGGCCCCCUGCGCGCCGCCAUCCCCUGCCUGCCCUUCCCGCUGGCCGUGCUCUGCCUCUUCCUCAACACCUUCGUGCCGGGGCUCGGGACCUUCGUCUCGGCCUUCGCCGUGCUGUGCGGGGCCCGCACCGACCUCCCCGACAGGCACGUGUGCUGCGUCUUCUGGCUCAACAUCGCGGCCGCCCUCAUCCAGAUCCUCACGGCCAUCGUCAUGGUGGGCUGGAUCAUGAGCAUCUUCUGGGGCAUGGACAUGGUCAUCCUGGCCAGCUACAAGGAGCAGGGCAUCCCUCAGCAGCUGUGA
Molecule: messenger RNA, 387 nt
Organism: Pipistrellus nathusii (Nathusius's pipistrelle)
Lineage: Eukaryota; Metazoa; Chordata; Mammalia; Chiroptera; Vespertilionidae
Source: the annotation of a GenBank genome assembly